Marmota flaviventris (yellow-bellied marmot) is the source of this 1274-nucleotide messenger RNA. Lineage: Eukaryota; Metazoa; Chordata; Mammalia; Rodentia; Sciuridae. The record is from RefSeq and is a predicted model, not a curated record.
AUGACAGAUGGCUACCUGUGGUUUGAAGGGUUGCCUUUCCCCCGUGUUGGUUGGAGCUGUGAUGGCCUAAAAGAAGCAUGUACUAAAUUUGUGAUAAAGGACGAAGACACAGUAAUGGUGUCAUACCCUAAGUCAGGAACCCACUGGUUGAUUGAAAUUCUCUGCCUGAUUCACUCCAAAGGCGAUACCACGUGGAUUCGAUCUGUGUCCAUCUGGGAUCGUGCACCCUGGUUAGAGAUAGAUACAGGAUACAAAUUGUUAAAGGAGAGAGAGGGCCCACGGUUCCUGACCUCUCACCUCCCCUUCCAUCUCUUCCCCAAAUCUUUUUUCACUUCCAAGGCCAAGGUGAUAUAUAUCAUGAGAAAUCCCAAAGAUGUCCUUGUGUCAGGUUACUAUCAUUGGUCCAUGACAAAACUUACUAAGAAACCAGAGUCACUGGAUCAAUAUUUUCAGUGGUUCCUCCAAGGCCACGUGCCCUAUGGAUCAUGGUUUGAGCACAUUCGUGGCUGGAUGUCCAUGAGAGACAGGGAGAACGUCCUGCUGCUGAGUUAUGAAGAGCUGCAGAAGGACCCAAGAAGCACCAUAGAGAAGAUCUGUCAAUUCCUGGGAAAGAAGUUAAAUCCAGAAGAACUGGACUCAGUCGUCAAGAAUAGCUCCUUCCAUGUCAUGAAAGAAAACAAGAUGUCCAAUUUAGAGACGUUGCCUGAAACUCAUGUUGAUAAGGAUUUCAAAAUUACAAGAAAAGGUAAAAGCUCUGGUUUCAGAAUGUGUGAGAAUACUUGGAGGGAAUUCUUGUGUUUACCACCGGACCCUUAGAGUUAGGGUGUUUGAAGAUAUUGACUUGAGUGAUUCAUAACCAAGAAAACCUCUCAUGUGCCUUAUGGAAGAAUGUUUCCACGGUUCUGGGAUGGGCUGCAGUCCCUGGAGACAGCCGAUUCCUCCAGGGGAGGAGAGUGCAUCUUGGAGAUGGUCAUGUCUGUGCCACACCACUAGUGACUACCAUAGAGGACUGCCCUCAACAAAGAGAUACAUAGAGAAUGAGCCAAUAGGUGAAGUAGGGACUGGGUCAUUUGUGAUGAGACAUUGUAAUGCCUCCUUCCUGUGAAGAAAGAUGAAUUAUAUCUACACCUUCAGUUUCAUGUCUAUUGAAAAUGUCUACUGCAUGUACUCACAGAACCAGUUUUUCCAAAAUUCCCCCAGUUUACAUGUAUCUGAAAUGGCAAUCCAUGGAGUAUUUAGACUAAAUGCUUCACAAGAUAUUCAAAAGAUCAGGA